UGGUGCGAGUGAUGGUGUUGAACAAACUCAGAAGAGGACAGCAGCUUUCUUUGCCAGAAGACAGAAAACAAUCUGUUCUUGACCAGGGAGGUGGUUGCAGUACGUAGUGCAGUGUCAGUCUUACUCGCGGAGAGCCAGUGCAGUGUCAGUGAACAGGAGUCAUCCGUACCAGCACUAGUCGUGACGCAGGGCUUGUAGACGUUGACGAUGACAGACAAGUCAGACCUGCCGCCGUUCCCGUCCAAUCCGCACCUGGCCGAGCUGAACCCGGACAAGCUGUAUCACAUUGGCUACAGCACUGAUGAUGACCUCAAGCAACUCUUCGGGGACGUCAAAUUUGUGUGUAUGGGUGGGUCGACGACACGAAUGGCCAACUUUGCGGCACUGGUGCAGAAGUCUCUCGCUGACGUGCCGGGUGUGAGGGAUGCACAGUCCCCUUGUCCGCCGGAGAACAUCUCCAGAUCGGAUCGCUACGUCAUGUACAAGAUCGGACCCGUCCUCUCCGUCAAUCAUGGCAUGGGCUUUUCCUCCGUGUCUAUUCUGCUGCAUGAGAUCAUCAAGCUGCUGUACUACGCUGGGUGUGAUGACCCGGUCAUCAUCCGAAUCGGCACGUCGGGAGGCAUUGGUAUUGCACCAGGCACUGUCGUCGUUACUAAGCAGCCGUUCAAUGCCGAGAUACAACCCCACCACAAUGUGAUUGUUGCUGGCAAAGUUGCACAGCGCGAGUCCUACAUGGAUGAGAAGACGAGAAAAGACAUCAUUGCGUGUGGUCAGCGUCUUGAUGAUGUGAGUGUUGUCGCAGGCAACACAAUGAGUACGGAUGACUUUUACGAAGGUCAAGGCAGGCUGGACGGCGCCGUCUGCAAAACAGACCUGGCGACGAAGAUGGCGUUCCUGGAGCAAGCGAAGGACAAGGGUGUCGUCAACAUUGAGAUGGAGUGUGUCGUGAUGGGUGCACUGUGCCACGCUAGUCGUGUGCGCUGUGCGUGCGUCUGCGUCACUCUACUUAACCGCCUCAACGGUGAUCAGGUGAACAUGACCAAGGAGCAACAUGACCGGUAUCAGGCACAUCCGCAACAGGUCGUCAUUGCGUACAUGCGUAGUGUGUUGACUGGAGAAGCCAAUGGUGAUGAGCCCAGUGCGAAAAAGUCGCGCUUGUAAUUCUGAACAGGGAAUACUGCCAUACAUGCGACCAUGCGUGUGGCGCACCUAGCUCGAGAUGUACGUCAUGUUCCGGAAACCCCGCGACGUGAGCCGCAGCGCAGCCACAACCAAACGUUCUUUGUAUAUAAAUAUUUGAGGACAUGCACAUUCUCACCUCUAUCAUUGCUGCCUGGGAAGGGCGCUUUGUCGCCGUGUGGCACCGUCCGAUCUACUCAAGUCUUGCCUACCACACCCAAGUGGUACUGCUCUCUACAUUGAGUUAGUCUGGUCGCCGACAACCAUGCCGGACGAAUUUUUACGGAGCGACAAUUUUCCGCAGGAUGCUUGCCACUUUUCGUUAUAUUUGAAACUAUCCUGUUGUUCCACCAUUGCAUUGCAGCAGACUUGCCAUAGCGCUAUGCACUGACAAUACUGUCUUUAUUUCCUCAGCGGAAGUCUCUUGUGCACAUCCGCCGCCUAUUUUACUUCACAUUGUCCGUAGCAGGAGUGUAUAUCUCCGAAAGCGGAAAUUCACGGAACAGUGUCCACGUACGUACGUGCGUAAGCAUGCCAGGGUUUAUUAUUUUCGUCAUGUGUAGCAGUGUGACAGCCCCGGUUUGAUUUUCGGGCCAAACGUCUUCCUUUUUUCUGCGGUGUUCUGCCGGUGAUUUUUCCACCCUUGUUGUAUUACGUCUGGGUUGUUCACGAGUCGCUUCUGGAUUCCACUUUCGCCAGGUGUUUACGUUUUUAGCAGUGCAUCUACGCCAUGGCAGUACAUUUAGCAACUUGUUACGAAUUAUUUCUUUUAAAAUUUAUUUUUCUAUGAUGUCACGGUAGAAUUGUACUUACAUGUUCCAAUUGGUAGCGUUUGUGACUAUUUUCUAGCGCUACCGACGAAAUGAGUAAGCCAAUUUUGUUUUGGAGCCUAAUUGGUACUUUGUGAUGAACUUCA
Messenger RNA from Sycon ciliatum, 2095 nucleotides. Its product is annotated as uridine phosphorylase 1-like. The coding region runs from base 208 to 1161 and encodes 317 amino acids. The record is from RefSeq and is a predicted model, not a curated record. The transcript has 9 exons. Lineage: Eukaryota; Metazoa; Porifera; Calcarea; Leucosolenida; Sycettidae. Gene Ontology annotation, molecular function: uridine phosphorylase activity. Gene Ontology annotation, biological process: uridine catabolic process; nucleotide catabolic process. Gene Ontology annotation, cellular component: cytoplasm; cytosol.